This is a messenger RNA of Homarus americanus (American lobster), 1484 nucleotides long. RefSeq names its product ubiquitin-protein ligase E3B-like. The transcript is spliced from 7 exons. Gene Ontology annotation, biological process: protein polyubiquitination; ubiquitin-dependent protein catabolic process. Gene Ontology annotation, molecular function: ubiquitin protein ligase activity. The coding region runs from base 159 to 1484 and encodes 441 amino acids. The record is from RefSeq and is a predicted model, not a curated record. NCBI's taxonomy places the organism in Eukaryota, Metazoa, Arthropoda, Malacostraca, Decapoda, Nephropidae.
AGAAGUUUGAUGAGUUGUUUGGUGGAGAAGCAGCCUCCCUGGAGACACUGCCUCCUGCCCUGGAUGUCUUCCAUGAGGUUACUCACUUUAUUAAGAUAUUUAAACUAGAGAAAGAUGUGAAGAGAUUUGAGGUCUUUACAAGGUAUUUGUUGGCAAGUAUGGACAGUGAGCACUUGCAGCUGAGUUAUGUAUCUUGUGGCAUGAACAAGGAGCUCACACUACAUUGGAUUCAUCAUAUGAAAGAUGUUCUGUUUAUUGCCUGUAAAGUGUUGGAGAGUCUGCAGGCUGAGAUAUCCUCGGAGAACCGCCUCAUCUCCCUCUACCUCCACCUCCUCCUCACAUUUACUGCCACCAACACUUGGAAGAUUGUGCGCUCGCCCAACUUUGAACCGUUAAGACCGGCACUCAACAAACUGACAGAAAACAUCAUGGGUGAUUUAGUGUGUAGAGGUCUAUACACUACUUUGAAUCACGUGCUGGUGCGAGGAUUAUGUCGUGGAAAAGCAGCACUGCGAGGCCCUGCCAUCACCACCAUCCUGACACUAGCACUGCGUCCUCUUGUGGCGGCCCAGUACUCGGAUAAACUUCUCUCCCUCAUCACCAUCCAUACACUCAGUGUACCAACACUGGUCCACCACCUGGUCACCCUGGCUCCUGAGGCUUUACAAAUGCUGCGCAGUAAUGAGUUAUUUGAGAGAGUGGUGGAGUUUGUGCAGACUGAACAAAAUUUACGUAUAGUAUUCAAUACACUGGAAGGUUCAUACGCUCUCUGUCUCUUGGCAAACCUCGUCCAUCUGGCGUAUGAGGAGAGGGAAGCUUCUUUACCCAAAUUAGCAUUUCCCAAGUUAAAUUUUGUAGUGAAGCGACUACUGGAGAAGUGCGGGGAGUACGUCACCACGAAGCAGAGCAGUCUGACUCAGUGGCACCCUGUACUGGGCUGGUUCUCACGGCCCCUCGAUCAACACUUGAAUGAGUCAUUAGCGUUGGUCAAGUCUCAGCUACAACUGCUGUGGUCAGGCUCUGUCAUCAGGGUCAUGUUCUCUUCUCUCUCUAACCUGGUCAUUGAUCAGGAGCUGCCUACACAUGACCCCAACAACACUUCAGGAUUCACUGCUUCCUCCACCACCUCCUCAUUUGCCAACUUAAGCUCCAUGACUCCUUCAAAUCUACUGAAGAAGGCACUGGAGCGUAAACUUAGUUCCAGUAGCACUGGGGGUUCCCUGAGAGGGGGAGGUUCUCGGAAACUGGGUUCUCCUGCAGUGGCGACAGUGGCCAUGGUGUGUUCCAUGUAUCACACAGCCAUCACGACUCUCUCGCAACUAAGAAUGGAUAUUCUUACAGGUGAGUUUAUCUGGUGCACACCGCCACCUCUGGCAGGGAUGUUACAUGUUUGCCUUUAUCUUGCACUCACCCAACUGUACCUGUGCCUGUCCAAGGGAAGUUUUCACCCAUCCUGUUAUACCCUGCACUGUAUGUCUGACUAA